AUGUCGACGCAGCUUUUCGAGCCUCUGCGCGUCGGCAACCUGACCCUAAACCACCGGGUGGUCAUGGCGCCCCUGACUCGACUACGCGCCGACGAACACCACGUCCCCCUCCCCAUGUCCACCAACUACUAUGCCCAGCGCGCCUCCGUCCCCGGGACGCUGAUCAUCGCCGAAGCCACUCUCAUCUCCGCCGCCGCAGGAGGCGUGCCCCACGCGCCGGGCCUUUUCACAGACGCCCAGAUCCAAGCGUGGAAGAAGAUCACCGACGCCGUGCACGCCAAGGGGAGCUAUAUCUACUGCCAACUGAUAGCGCUGGGGCGCGCAGCCGACCCGUCGACUCUGAGAAAGGAAGGGGGGUUCGAAGUCUCCGCGCCGAGUGCCAUCGCCAUGCAAGAUGGGGCGACGGUUCCGCAGGCGCUCAGCGAGGAAGAGAUCCGGGGAUUCAUUCGGGACUUUGCAGCCGCGGGUAGGAAUGCCAUUUUGGCGGGAUUCGACGGCGUCGAGGUCCACGGCGCCAAUGGAUACCUGGUGGACCAGUUCCUGCAGGAUGUCAGCAAUCAGCGGACGGACCAGUGGGGCGGGAGUAUUGAGAACCGGGCACGGUUCGGGGUUGAGGUUGCGAAAGCGCUCGUGGAGGCUGUGGGUGCGGACCGCGUGGGGUUUCGGAUCAGUCCCUGGAAUACCUGGCAGGGCAUGAAGAUGGCGGAUCCGGCGCCGCAGUUCUCGUACCUGGUGCGGCGGCUGAAGGAGCUGGGACUGGCGUAUCUGCAUGCGAUUGAGUCGCGGGUUAUCAAUAAUGUGGAUUGUGAGAAGCGGGAGGACUUGCAGCCUUUCCUGGAGAUCUGGGGUCGUGCGACCCCGGUGCUGCUCGCUGGGGGUUAUACACCCGACAAUGUGCGCCAGGCCGUGGAGGAGGAGUAUCAGGGUUAUAAUGUGGCUGUCGUCUUUGGGAGGCAUUUCUUGGCUAAUCCGGACUUGCCGUUUCGCUUGCAGCAUGGCAUUCCCCUGCAGAAGUAUGAUCGGGAUACGUUUUAUACGCCCAUGCAGUGUCAUGGCUACGCGGACUAUCCUUUUAGUUCGGAGUUUCGGACACGUGUGAAGAAUUAG
Messenger RNA from Aspergillus bombycis, 1107 nucleotides. Its product is annotated as alkene reductase. Gene Ontology annotation, molecular function: NADPH dehydrogenase activity; FMN binding. Bases 1 to 1107 code for a protein of 368 amino acids. Lineage: Eukaryota; Fungi; Ascomycota; Eurotiomycetes; Eurotiales; Aspergillaceae. The record is from RefSeq and is a predicted model, not a curated record. The transcript has a single exon.